UUGGCUGGCUGGGCGCCGCCCAGUCCCCGCCACAACAUGGCGGCCGCGCGCUGCCUGGGCUGGCCGCUGUCACCGCUAUGGAGGCUGUGGCAGGCUCGGGGGUUGCCACAAAAUUCGGCCGCGGGCUGGUGCUCGCGAGGGAGGCCUUACUCCCGCUCUGCCCUCUACGAGACGCUGGGCGUCCCCUCCACGGCCACGCAGGCGCAGAUCAAAGCGGCGUACUACCGGCAGAGCUUCCUCUACCAUCCUGAUGGCAAUCCCGGGAGCCCCGAGGCCGCCGAGCGCUUCACGCGCAUUGCCGAAGCUUAUCGAGUCCUGGGCAGCACCAUCCUCCGUCGCAAGUAUGACCGAGGUCUGCUCAGCGACCAGGACCUGCGCGGACCCGGUGUCAGGCCCUCUAGGGCACCCCCGGACGAUCCCCCUCCUCCUCCUCCUCCUCCCCAUGCCCCUCGGGCUCACUAUGGCUCUCGGGCCUUUCCCGGCGACCGUCGCACUAUGUUCGACUUUGACGCCUUCUACCAGGCGCACUAUGGAGAACAGCUAGAAAGAGAGCGGUGUCUGCGCGCCCUGAGGGAGGCCCUUCGCAAAAAGCAGGAGGACCAGGCCAACAAAGGGCUACGCUGGAAUGAUACCCGAGAUGCCACUUUCAUUGUCCUCUUUUUCCUCAUCUUCGUCUUCAUCGGCUUUCGUAUUUAAUCGGAGAAACGGAGGGAAGGGGAACCAGCCCAAGAAACUUGCCUUUCUUGACCUUUGAACUAUUGGUCUUGGAAUGAAUUGACUACCUCUGGUGGCGUUCCCUUGACUCCUAGCACCUUCCCAGCUUGGCUGGUGAUCAACACAGCCUUCUCCUAUGGUCCAGAAAAAAAAAAAAAGCUCUUCCAUGGCCAAGAAAGAGGUCCCAGGAGAAAGAUAACCGAAAACCAUGAAUGUACGUGCUUUCCAGAGCCGCCCCUGGGUGCCUGCUUGUUUCUAGAAGUUGUCUUCCACAUGUCAACUCCCAGAACAAGUGCUCUGGUUUUAUCCGGAAGCCCUUAGCAAGCCUUGUCUGGUCCCCUACCUCAUGUUUAUACCAUGGGGCAGCACUUCCUCUGUAACCCUUGAACCGUGCCAAUCUUUUUGUCCUCUGUCAAAAAGAUUAAUUCUUGGGGCUUGCCUGAAACUUGUCUUUCUGUGUUACCCCAAGCCACAGGUGAGACUUGAUCAACCAUCCCGCAGAUGCUGGGGAUGUAGCUCAGUGAGAGAAUAUGCUAGCAUGCAGCAGGCACUGGGUUUGGUUCCCAGCAUUGCUGUUGUCCUUUCCCCUCCAAGAAAAAAGUUAGUGAAAGAUUGCCAUUUUCUUAGGUCUGGUCCAUACUCUGUCACGUGGGAACAAGGAAGCAAAGCCCUUGUGUGAGAGGAACUGUUCCUGUUUUCAUACUUAUCUAGGGUGUGACCUUGGGGAAGGUGCCCUGUGGGUGUGAUAGCAGAAGAGUAAAUAAUUUGCUCUCCCAAGGUCUGUCACUAUUACGGUAAUUCUACUCACAGUAGUGAAGUAGGAUGAUACUACUUAGGCCAAGUUCUUGGGACAGUGUUCCUGUCCUUGGUCUGCCUUUUCCUAGCCACUUGCAUUGCUAACUGAGCAGUCUGCUGACUGUGACAAGACUUACCCUUGAGUGUGGCCCAUGCAUCUGCAGUGCUGAUCAGAGGUGCCACGAGUCAAAUCUUUCUAACAGGCUCUUGGAUUAUGUGAGUAAUUUUGGGUCCUGGAGUAGAAGCAGCAAGAAGCUCACUAAUUAAGAUGGAGUUGAAGUCCAGAUUGUAGUACAGGCCUCUAAUCCACAGAGGAAGCUGAGGCUGGAGGAUUGUGACCAGUUACAUAGCAAGGCUUGUCUUUAAUAAAGAUAAGACAGGCAUGCUGACUCACAUUUUUAAUCAGAGCUCCAUAGACUUGAGACUCUUAAUCUCAGGGUUGUGGGUUUGAGUCCCAUGUUGGGUGCCAUUUGUAGACAGAAUUUUCUGUCCUACCUGUUUCUGCAGUUGUUCAGUCCCAAAGAAACACACGGAGACUUUUUUUUUUUUUUUGCUUUUCGAGACAGGGUUUCUCUGUGGUUUUGGAACCUAUCCUGGAACUAGCUCUUGUAGACCAGGCUGGUCUCGAAUUCACAGAGAUCCGCCUGCCUCUGCCUCCCAAAGUGCUGGGAUUAAAGGCGUGCGCCACCACAGCCCGGCCCACACGGAGACAUAUUAAUUAUAAACUGUUUGGCCUAUUGCUCAGGCUUAUUACUAACUGGCUUUUACAACUUAAAUUAACCCAUAAUUCUUACCUAUGUUUAGCCAUGUGGCUUGGUACCUUAUCUCAGUAAGGCAUCUUGCUUCCUCUGCAUCUGGCUGGUGACUUGACUCUCUGUCUUUCCUCUUCCCAGAAUUCUCUUAGUCUGGUCACCCUACCUAUACUUCCUGUGUAACUACUGACCAAUAAGUGUUUUAUUAAACUAAUACAAGUGACUAAUCUUUACAGUGUUACAAGAGCAUUAUCCCACAGCAUAAGACCCUGUCUCAAGAAAAAAAAAAAAGUUGAAAAAUAGGUUCCUUAUAUGCUGCUGACCAAGGAUUAUAAUGAGUUUUUUUUGGGGGGGGGGAGACUUGUUAUUUAGAUUUGGAAAAAUUUUUGUUGUUUUGCUUUGUUUUUUGAGGUAGUCUCUAGUAACCCAGGCUGAUCAUGAACUCUCUUUGUGCCUGAUCAUGAACUCUUUUUUUUUUUUUGAUUUUUCGAGACAGGGUUUCUCUGUGACUUUGGAGCCUGUACUGGAACUAGCUCUGUAGACCAGGCUGUUCUCAAACUCACAGAGAUCCACCUGCCUCUGCCUCCUGAGUGCUGGGAUUAAAGGCGUGAGCCACCACUGCCCGGCCUGAUCAUGAACUCUUGACCUUUUGUUUUUGAUACAGGGUUUUCCUGUGUAAGCCUAGCUGUCCUGGGACUCACUCUGCUCUGCUGACCAGGCUGGCCUCAAACUCAGAGACAGCUGCCUGCUUCUGCCUCCCUGAGUGCUGGGAUUAAAGGCGUGUACCACCACACCCAGCUUUCUGCCUCCAUCUGAGUGCUGGCACACUCAGAAGUACAGAAGUACACAGGGUCCUGUAUCUUGAACCUGUGUGCUUCCUGGGAGGUCACCAGACCCCACGAAGGGAGAGAAGGAACAGCUGACAAGUCACGGGGCUCUCCCGGCCAUUGUCGGUGGGGAGGAUGGAGAAAAGUGGGAAGUGGCUCAGCCGGCAGAGUGUGUGCCCUGACUUCCGCCUGCAGCACGACUGGCACCGAGCAUGGUGGUCCCUGUCAUCACAGCACUCGGCGAAGCAAGAGGAUCCGAAGCUCAGUGUCAUCCUAAGACAGAGAAUUUAAGGCUAGCCUAGGCUACAUAAGCCCUGUCUCAAAAUAAAUAAAGGAUAUUUACUUAAUCUCA
Alexandromys fortis (reed vole) is the source of this 3440-nucleotide messenger RNA. It is a transcript of the gene Dnajc30, whose product is annotated as DnaJ heat shock protein family (Hsp40) member C30. The record is from RefSeq and is a predicted model, not a curated record. Lineage: Eukaryota; Metazoa; Chordata; Mammalia; Rodentia; Cricetidae. The transcript has 2 exons. Bases 37 to 696 code for a protein of 219 amino acids.